Molecule: messenger RNA, 1773 nt
Organism: Linum tenue
Lineage: Eukaryota; Viridiplantae; Streptophyta; Magnoliopsida; Malpighiales; Linaceae
Source: the annotation of a GenBank genome assembly
AUUACUUAAGAGGAUUUCAAUAUCAGUUUAACAAAAAAAGCUAAGCAAGUAAAGAGCAAGGCUACACUAUGGAAGCUUACACUCUUUACUCUGGAGUGAAAAAUGGAACACACUAUCCCUAAAACAUGUCUUAUCGUUCUCGAUAAUUUACAUAAUCGUUUGACGAUUCUUAACACACGCCAUGCACUCACUCGAGGCUAAAGAGGGAAAAAACCCAAAAAAGGAAUCCAAGUCUGUUUCCAAUCAAGCCACCCUAACUUUAUACUGAUAGUAAUUGCAAUUUGUGCUGGCCUGAUGAUGAUAACCAGAAGAAGAAUUCAGCCGGGAAUAUCUCUUCUUCCUUCUCCUAAACAUAUAGUCUACCAGCCCCUUCACGCACCAACUCCGCCGAAUCUUUGGCGCCACCGUCAUCACGUGACCGCCACGUGCUCCGUUACUAGUGGCUCUCUUCACCGCCAGCCCGCGAAGCUCCGGCGGAGAAUAGUGCCUUAUCAACGGCCACUUGAUCCCCUCGAAGAAACGGUGCCGUUUCACGUCCGUCGCGCCUUUGCUGCACCCGAGCCGUCUCCGCGGAUCUUUCACGAGAAGCUUCCGAAUCAAAUCCUCCGCCUCUUCCAUCCCUUCCGCGGAAGGCGGAGGAAACGCGACCUGCUUGCUCGACGCGAUGUUGCGGAGCGUGCUCUCUUUGCUCCCACCUUUGAACGGCGUCGUCCCGUACAUCAGCUCGUAGAUCAACACCCCGAACGCCCACCAGUCGACGCCGUUUCCGUGGCCGCUCCCGGAGAGAAGCUCCGGCGAAAGGUACUCGUGGGUCCCAACGCACGAGCUCGAGAAUGCGGCAUUCGGCUCCGCGACGAACUCCGCCUCCAUCUCUUCCACCACCAUUCUCCCCCUCCUCCUCCUACUCCGCCGCCGCCGCCGCGUGGGCCCCACGCGAUCGCAGCGAAAGGUGGGGUCCACAUCGGCCUCGAAGCACAAAUCGAAAUCCGAGAGCAUGACGUGGCCGUCCUCCCUCAGCAAAAUGUUCUCCGGCUUGAGGUCUCUGUAAACAAUCCCCAGCGCGUGGAGGUACUCGAGCGCCACCAGCACCUCGGCGGCGAAGAACUUCACCGCGGCGAGUGGGAACCGGUUCCCCGGCUGCUUCCGGAGGAGAGAGUGGAGGUCGCCGUUGGAGCAGUAAUCGAUCAGGAGGCAGGUGUAGUGCGAGACGUCGAUUCGCGCGUAGAGCGUAGGCAAGAAAGGGUGGUCUAGCAGGGAGAGGAUCUUGGCCUCCAUCUGCACGUGGGAGAGCUUCUUCUUGCUGAGGGUAUCUCGAUCCACAACUUUGAGGGCGAAUUGGCUGGAGGCAGAGUCGCUGCAAUCCCUAAUUUUGCAGAGGAAGACUCGGCCCAAAUUUCCGGCGCCAAGGAGGCGGAGCAGCUUGAGGUGGCUGAGGUGGAGGCGCCCGUCGGAGGAGAGGUUCGUGGCGGUUCUAAUCGCCGACCAGUGAGGGUCGGAUCUGCGGUGGUGCAGGGAGUCGAAGGAGUUGUAGGAAGAAAAAGUGGCGGCGACGGAGGAGGAUGUGGUGGAGAGGCGGUCGUUGAAGCUGAGGGCUAGAGCGGGCACUGGAGGAGGCGAAAGUGCGAUCGGUGACGGUGGAGUUGAAGCUGAAAUCGAGGUCGGUGUCGCAGGGGGAGGAAGUAUUGCCAUUGUUGUUGCUCUGGUCGUAGUAGGAAUUAUCUUGAGCUUCGUCCAUGGUCGAAUAUUGAAGGAAAUAAUGGAUGGGAAGAAGAA